AUGGCGUCGAUAGAUGUUAGAGAAGACACUUUCCCUUCUAGGUCCCGCGAGGUCUCGGGUGUUGUCAAUGGAGUCGCCACGGAGAUUACGUCCACCAACUUCGCCGACAAGGUUCUCAUCACCAUCUCUCAAGAAGGUCGACUCUCACAAUGGAUCCAAGUUCCCUUGACUGGCUCAUCGUCCGGAGUUGUCGAAAUGAACAUACCGAGCUCAAACAUGGGUCUUCUGCCCUCAACACAUCUCACACCUACAACACUUUUUGGUGGUGGAGGCGAGGAGCGCGAGACGCUGGGACAACUUUACGCAGCACAGAUCGCCAGCCAAAUAUGUCUGAGAUCACCAGAGGAUCGAAGAAUUCUUGUUCUAGGUCUCGGUCUUGCAAAAACAGAUCUUGAGCGUGAAGCUUUCUUCGACCUCUUGGAGCUUGCUCAGAAAGUAUUGUGA
Fusarium sp. VM40 is the source of this 444-nucleotide messenger RNA. The record is from the annotation of a GenBank genome assembly. Lineage: Eukaryota; Fungi; Ascomycota; Sordariomycetes; Hypocreales; Nectriaceae.